GUUGAGCUAGUGGUUGCCCCAGUUCACAGUGAAGAGUCUAUCGCUUACCUUGAGAGCAAAAUUUCAGAUCACCGACAAAGGUAUCAAGAGGUGUUUCCUAACAAAAAAUUGCUGCCCAAACACCACUACAUAGAACAUUACCCACAACUGAUACAGCUUUUGGGGCCUCUCGUGGGACUUUGGACCAUCAGGUUUGAGGCAAAGCACAGUUUCUUUAAAAAAGUUGUGAAACACACCAGUUGCUUCAAAAAUGUGCCUCUGUCUCUGGCUGUGAAACAUCAGAUUAUGAUUGGUUAUCACUUGUCAUCUCCAAAUAUUGAUAAACCAGUGCUGGAUGUAUCAGAUGUAUCCACUGUCCCACUAGAUGUUUUGAAGGAAGAGCUAGCUCAAGCUUUUAAACAGAGAGAUCCUGAUGUAUCUGAAAUAAACCUAGCAAAAAACGUUUGGAGCAAGGGAAUAAACUACAGACCAGGUAUGAUGGUGGCAUAUGGUUCUGAGGGUGGUUUGCCUGAAUUUGGGGAAAUCCAUCAAAUAUGCAUUUUGCAGCAGAGACUAUUUUUUGUGUUGAAACUACUGUGUGGAUGGUAUUGUGAGCAUUAUGGAGCCUAUCAGCUGACUCCAUCUCCUGCACGAGAACUUGCUCUUGUGGAAAUCUCCGAACUGGUUGAUGAGUAUCCACUGGCUGCCUAUGUAGUUGGGGGUGUGCGGAUGGUGACAUUGAAGAGAUCAAUCUGUGUGUUCUGACAGUGAAGUGAGACCAUGACAACUCAGGCUAUUCUCAGAGUUAUCCUUGGACCAGACAGUAGUCAGAGGGUCAUGUUUUCUGCUGGUCUGCCUUCAACUGUGGCUGAACUAGAGACUAACAUAAAGACUCAGUGUAAAAUUAUCGAACCCUUCCAACUGCAGUUCAUGGACACGCUUUUUGGCAACGAGUUUAUGAACUUAACUUCAAUUGAAGAAAUACAAGACAAAGCGACGCUCAAAGUUGUAUACACAUCCUGCCAACCUGAAGACCAAGGUGAACACAGUUUCUCCUUUUCAUCAACCAGUGCUCCUGGUGACACCUCAUCCUGUUCAGGUGACAGCACCGUGAUUCUUUCAUCUCCAGAGUCUACGUCAUCACGGGCUUCAUGGCCAGAUUUGUUCUGUGUUCCCCGUUUCACAUACGAUGCGGAAAUUAAGCUUCAGAAGGCCCAUGUAACUUACAAAGAAAAUGGGGUGCGGCUGAUCCCUGAUCCAAGGCUGAAGUCCGACAUAUUAGAGGGGUUGAUCCAGGAGGUAGUCAAGUACACAGUCUAUCUCACAGACAGUAAGUUUGACGAAGUCGCAGAGGCACUCAUCCUGAAGCAUCCAUGUUUAAAAGAAAAAGGCUCACCCACUGGCUAUGACGGAUGGAAGAUGAGCCUCAAAUACAAGUUGUCAAACUAUCGCACUCAUCUCCGGAAAGUAGGAUGUCCUGAAGUAUGUGUGAAUUCUUUGAAAUAUAAACCAGCUGAGAAACGUUCUCCUGCUUUUGAUGUUAAGAAACCAAAGAGGGGUGAAGUUGAAUACUGCCCCUCUUUUCCACCUGGAGAAUGUGCCCAGUCCCUGGAGAAGAUGAGGGUUGAACUCCUUUCAGAUGUCAAGAAGCGCAACAACAGAGACGCAAUUAGGGCUAAAAUGGACAGAACAUUUGCAUUAAGAAGACAAGAAGUCAUUUGUGAUGCUCCCAUGAUCAGCAAUAUUAAUGCGGAGUUUAAGCGCAUCACAACCAUGCCUCUACAAUCAAGGUUUCUGUUGCAGCUUGACCUUCUCUCUGAAAGUCUGCUGAGAGUGUUUGCAAAGCGAUUGGGGGAGCAGGGCAAAAAGCUGAAAGACAUAGUUGCCAUGAUGACAGAUGACAUUGAUGCCAGAAGGAGUCCUCAUUAA
This is a messenger RNA of Cheilinus undulatus (humphead wrasse), 1908 nucleotides long. RefSeq lists its product as uncharacterized. The coding region runs from base 760 to 1908 and encodes 382 amino acids. The record is from RefSeq and is a predicted model, not a curated record. Lineage: Eukaryota; Metazoa; Chordata; Actinopteri; Labriformes; Labridae. The transcript has 4 exons.